This is a messenger RNA of Polistes dominula (European paper wasp), 655 nucleotides long. It is a transcript of the gene ND-ASHI, whose product is annotated as NADH:ubiquinone oxidoreductase subunit ASHI. Gene Ontology annotation, cellular component: mitochondrion; respiratory chain complex I. The record is from RefSeq and is a predicted model, not a curated record. NCBI's taxonomy places the organism in Eukaryota, Metazoa, Arthropoda, Insecta, Hymenoptera, Vespidae.
GUUACAGAACUUCCUUCAACGAGAAUGGUUCUUCUUAAAAAUUGUAUGACAUUGAGAGGCUUAUUGCUACCAAGAAACAAAAUUAAAUUAUUUAUAAAAGCUAAUUAUAGCGAAGAAACAAGGCCACACUUUUCCUUAUGGAGAGCCGAAAAAGAAGUACCGACAUCAAAGGAAGAAAUAGAAAAGGCAGCUAAAAAGUAUAAUUUACAUCCACGGGAAUACGAAGCUUAUGAACCAAAUGGAUUUGGAUACGGUGAUUAUCCAAAACUGCCAUUUGUUGGUCCAGAAGCAAAAGAUCCAUAUUAUCCCUAUGAUUUUCCUGAAUUCAGAAGAAAUCUUCAUGAAGCGGUACAUAUCGAAGCAGAUAUAAUUGGAGAAGAUCGGUAUUCAGCUGGAGUUCGGAAACAUGUAACAUUUGUGCAAGCAAUAUUUAUGUUCUUUGGUACAACAGGAGCCCUCGGAGUAUUAUUUUACUUUCUCCAAUCUUAUCCAUGGUUCCAACCUGUAAUGGAAAAGCAAUAUCCUCAAUCUGGUGUAAAACAUUAUACCUUUGAGCCAGCUAAAACUAGUUAAUUAUAAAUUAUAAAAUGUUACAAUACUUUGUAGAUGUCAUUAAUGUUGUAUGUAUACAAAAAUAUAUUUAAGAAAUCCAUUA